CUGUCAGUGUCAAAGUGACAGUACGAAAUUUCUUGAAUUUGCGACGAAAAAAUACGCGAAAACCGGUGAAUCUCAAUAAUAAAUUGUGCAGUAUUAUAAAUUAAAUAUGAAUUUCACUCCUGAAUUGUCAGCAUUUCAGGGAGUCAUAAUAUCAGCAGACAAUGUGAAUCAAUUUUCGAAAAUAACAGCUAGAGGCGGUAACGAAGAAACAAUUCUUACUAUAGUAAGCAGCUUGUACACAUUCUUACAUGAAAAACAAUACCUCUCCAAUGAUGGUGUCACAGAAAAGGCUAAAUCUGAACUACGCAAGUUUACCUUCUACUUAUUGUUAAAUGCAGACUUCUCAAUCCUCGAGGAACUGGUGGAGAUGCCUGGAAUAGACAUGGUCAUCUGGACCGUGCCCACCAUCACCAAAUGCCUCAUCUGUGAGAUGAUAUGGGGUCUCAAUAUGGAACCCUUCUUGUAUGAAGUCAUUUCAUUUUGUCAGUCUUCAAUGGCAUUGCAAGUAGUGCAACCCUUUAUCGAUAGUUUAAAGUAUAGCCCAUUAGAAACAAGUCUUGCGAAAAUAAAGCUGCUUUCGGCGGCCUGCUACAGACACAUUAGCAGAAUGAACUUUUUCACCUACGACAAUAGCUUCUUGUUCCCCACCCUGACAGAGUUCUAUGAAACACUACUCAGAUGUAUAACAUAUUUUGUGACACCACCACGCCCAGAAAGGAUUGAGAGACUUCCUGAUGAUGAAAAAUACAAGUACAUGGGAAACAACUUGAUCACAGUAAUAAAGCUAAUCCUAGAAUGCUUUACACUGUACACUUCUUUAGAAAAGUUUGAAACUGAAGGCUUUGAAGACAUGUAUUUAUGCACAAUCAAACCUGAAAGUAUUCAGAACAGGGGAGGAGCAUACCGGCCUUGUGACUUACCUGAAGGCUCAGUUUUUCAGUGUGUGCAGAAGUGCAACUCAGCUUUAGUAGACAAAUGUAUGGCGGUGGUGAUGGAAGUCAGCGUUGAUGUCUUCUGCGCUUGGAGUGAGUUUGAGGAAAAUGGAAAAACAAUGCAACAAUCUGUGGGGGAGAUGUGCUACUUGUUGCUCUCUAAACUGACAAAAAUUAGUGCUUUCUCAGAUCAUCCUAUAAAAAAUAUGCUUCCUCAAAUCUCAUGUAAGCCAGUUGAUAUACAUGACAUCAUUAAAGUUGCAGACACUGAAACCAUUAUUGAAAAUGUCAGCAAAGGAUUAGAACACAAAGUAUUAUGGCUGCAAGCUCUGAUAGAAAAAGAUGAACUAUGCCAAAAUAUGCAGUCAAUAGCAUGCCUCACCGCAAACAUAGACUUCCUGAAAGGUGAUCAAUGUGCACAGCUCAUGAAGAAAAUUAUUCAUUAUGUAGAAGAAAACAGUGCUGCAGAUGAAUCAGUCAAACUCCUAGCCAUAAACAUUUUCAGUAAAUGCAACCACUCAUCAAAGGAAAUGGUGCUGGAAGAGCAUUUCAAGAACAAUGUGUUGAACAAUUCACUUGAGACCUCACAGCUAAACGACAUGCAGACUGAAAUUUUCAACAAGCUAGUGGCCACACCUGAUGCCGAUAUCACACAUGUUCUAUCAGUAUUCAUCCAAAACCCAUACCUCACUUACACAAAAAUCUUAAACACUGCAAUAGAGAACAACAAACAAUGUGACAUCAUGCUGCGUGUCAUGUCCAUGUUGAGCAAAUACACAAACCACUACUACAAAACUGACACCGAAGCCUGCCUAGUAAAAAGCAUAGAAAAAUACCCUCUAACCAGCCUUGAAUCAGACAAACAGAGGAGUAGCUUUGUUCACUUCAUAGUGGAGCUGAGGAGGGCUGAAAUAUUAACGGCUGCAAAGCUGCUUCUGCUAGUCAUAAUGCCGAGCCUCCACCGGGCUAUAGUGCAGAAGGACUGCGGGACGGUCAGCGUGCAGGUGCGGCUGCUCUCCGGUGCGUACAGCCUGGACGAGCUGCUGCAGUACCGCGCGCCGGUGCUGGCCAUGCUGGCGCAGGUACUGGAGGCCGUGCGCUGGACUCUGCCCACCUUCACCGGAGACGCUCCCACAGCGCUCGAAGAAUCUCUGCAACUGCAAAUGAAGCUGUUUAAAGCUUACAAUGGCGUCGUUCCAGCCAAAGACAUGCACUGGCUGAAAAGCAAGCUCGUGAGAUUAGGGCCAAUGAAUAUGUACUACUACAGAGACAUCUGGAACCCUCCCGGCGAUAAUUACAUAGAAAUAAUCAGCGGCAAGAAAGAGAUGUCUAAUGAUGAACUAGUCGUGUUGUUGGCAAAGGUGCUCUGCUCAGCCAGCCCCACCGAAUGGUCGGAGGUGUGGGACAGCCUGCGCUGCCGCGGCGAGACAGAGACGCUAGACAUCCUGUAUAACGCCUUCUCCCUCAUCACGGUGGCCGAGAGUGAGAACCGCACCGACAGCACCCGCGCCUGUAUGCUGUACUGCUUGAGGAACUUGGCGCUCGUUACUAAGGACAAAGUUUCAACCGUGCCACUAUCAGACAGUCAAGUUUCAAACUUACUGGACAAAGCAGUAACUAUAAUGAACAUCCAAAAAGACGUCGAUGUCGAAGAUGUGUCCACCGCCAUAUUGCCCCUUCUCUCUUACAUAGCGGAAAAGAAAAGGACAGAAUACACCGUCGAUACACACAACAUAGCCAGAAGAAUAAAGUAUGAGAGCUUCGCCAUAUUAGUAAGACAAAUAUUUACUAAUGCGAAUAAUUGUUAAGUAUAACUGUGAUUAAAUUAACUAUUGUAAUUAGAUGAAAAUGUUCCUUUAAUAAAUGUUUACUAUCGU
Messenger RNA from Plutella xylostella (diamondback moth), 2809 nucleotides. RefSeq lists its product as uncharacterized. NCBI's taxonomy places the organism in Eukaryota, Metazoa, Arthropoda, Insecta, Lepidoptera, Plutellidae. The record is from RefSeq and is a predicted model, not a curated record.